Messenger RNA from Dipodomys ordii (Ord's kangaroo rat), 3007 nucleotides. RefSeq names its product E3 ubiquitin-protein ligase TRIM38-like. NCBI's taxonomy places the organism in Eukaryota, Metazoa, Chordata, Mammalia, Rodentia, Heteromyidae. The transcript has 7 exons. Bases 196 to 1593 code for a protein of 465 amino acids. The record is from RefSeq and is a predicted model, not a curated record. Gene Ontology annotation, molecular function: protein binding; zinc ion binding.
CGGUGGGUUGGUCCGACUUCAGGAAGGGGCAGCCUGAGGGGGAAGCUGGGGACAACUUGCUGCCCCUCGCCCGCCGUACAGAGAGAAAUCUUCAAGGCUUUUGGAAGCCAUAACUCACAGGAUCCAACACUGUGGAAAUUCUUCCUGCUUCAUCUAUAUCUCUAGAGGUAAUAUUGGAACUUCUUAAGAAGUGCCAUGGCCUCAGCUUCUAGCACCAAGAAGAUGAGAGACAUAGCCACGUGCCCCAUCUGUAUGAACCUGAUGACUCAUCCAGUGAGCAUCAAAUGUGGACAUAACUUCUGCCAAUUGUGCAUAAUAGAAUUCUUUAACAGAGUACGCCUGUUGAAUCCAGCAAUGACAAAAUUGGACUGCCCUCUCUGUCGGGGCCCGUUUGAUAAAAACAGCUUCCGGCCCAACAAGGAGCUGGAAAACAUGAUUGAAGUCAUCAAGGAGAUGGAAGAGAUAGACCAGCAGAUGCUGUGCAAGGAACAUGGAGAGAAGCUUCACCUGUUCUGUGAAGAUGAAGGCCAGCUCAUUUGCUGGCGCUGUGAACGGUCACAGCACCAAGGGCAUGCCACAGCUCUUUUGGAAGAAGUAUACCAGAGCUACAAGGAAAAGCUCCAGAAAGCUAUGGUUAACUUGAAUCAACUCCAAGAGGAAUGUAUGAAACACAAAAUGUUCUUGACAUUGCAGAUGGAUGACUGGAAGGAAGAGAUAAAUAGAAAGAGACAAAAAAUAAAGUCUGACUUCAAGAAUCUCCGGAGCUUUCUGCAUGAGGAAGAGAAAUCUUAUAUCUGGAAGCUGGAGAAAGAAGAAGAGCAGAUGCUGAAGAGAAUGAGGGACAGCAAGGCCAGUCUGGAGCAGAAGAGCAGUGAACUCCAGAGCCAUAUCCUAGAGCUGGAGGCAAAAUGUCAAGGCUCAGUCCAGAAUAUGCUUCAGGGUGUGAAAGAUGCUUUGGUCAGGAGUUCGGCUGUGAAGCUGGAAGAACCUGAGAACUUUUUCCUGGAGAUCCAUACUAUGUGUAAUGUCUCUGAGCUUUAUUUUGAUGUGAAGAAAACAGUAAAGCGUUAUCAAGUCAGUGUGACUCUGGAUCCUAGCACUGCACAUCCUGACCUAUUUCUGUCUGAUGAUCGGCGACAAGUGACUCGUGGGUGCUCCAAGGAGAAUCUUGAGGCUUCAUCCAGGAGAUUUACUGCCUUCCCCUGUGUCCUGGGCAGUGAGGGCUUUAGUUCAGGAAGACACUACUUUGAAGUGGAUGUAGGAGAAGGAACUGGUUGGGAUUUGGGAGUUUGUUUGGAAAAUGUACAGAGGGGCACCGACAUGAGGCAGGAACCUGAGUUUGGAUUCUGGACCAUUAGAUUGUGUAAACAGAUUGUGGCACUUACCUCUCCCCCAACUCCUCUUCGUCUGAGUGAUCAGCCUCUAGUUGUGGGUAUUUUUGUAGACUGUGAGGCCGGAGUUGUGUCCUUUUACAACAUGACUACUGGUUCUCAUAUGUUUACCUUCCCUAGAGCUUCCUUUUCUGAUACUCUCCUACCCUAUUUCCAGGUUUAUCAACAUUCUCCUUUGUUCCUGCCUCCUCCUGAUGAGUAAGGAAAGGAAUAGUCUCCUUGUUUUAACCAGCAGAGAAAAUCCCAUAAAGGCAGAAAAUUGGUCCCUUUUCUUCAUUGCUGCAACUCCAGUUCCUAGAACAGUGUUGGGCUUUUACUUGGUAUUUAAUGUUUUUGGAUUAAUGAAUAUGAAGACUGAUAAUCCUACAGAUGGUUAGUUUCAAUGAGGUAAGAGUGAUUGUUAAAUCACUAGUGAGCUACAUAGUGUACAUCAUUCUUCAGAGGGUUUCAGGGCUUUGGUUUUCAAUUUGUAGUUGCUUUCUGUUUGUUCUUUGACAAUAUCAAAAUCAUUUUUGGCUCCAAUACCUUUCAUCAAACCCUUGUUCUUGGUUCAGCACAUCUGCCUUUCUUUAUUGGAGCUUUUUUUUUUUUCCCUGAAGAUGAGUUCACUCAGGUCACCAGCUAGCUGGGCAGAGUGAAAGUGAGGGGGAAUUAACACCAGGAGAGAACCCUCAACCAAAGGGAGACUAUCAUGUGUAGAUAAAGGCUCCAGUUUACUGGCCUUCAGAAGGACAAUCCUGAAAAAUUUAGAGCACAGCUCCGUAAGAGUCCUGUCCAGUGGGAUGCCUGGAGCCCAAGGUGCUCAUGAUGAUGGUGACUGUUGAGAAUGCACACAGCACUGGUUUGCCACUAUCUCUGCUUUAGUCUCCCUAUUUUGGCACCUCUGGUACUGAAGUCACAUCUUAAUAACCAGUUCAACCAUAUUCAUGUCCUAGUUAGCUUUUCAGACACAGUAUUACUUCCUCCUCCUGUUCCCUUUCAGUGUAUAAAUACAGAAAUAGAUAUAGCUUCCUGGUUGUUAAUAUACUUACUGUGGAGUCCCGUAAAAUAUAUUCCUUUACUAAAGGACAAAUAUUCUUGAUGUGAUAAAUCACCUACCUCAUUUAUGUAGAUUUUGACAUUCUCAGUGAAUUUUCACAAAGUACUUUUUUUAAUGUGUCAUUUUAUGUCACUAGCAUUGCUCAAGUACUUGCAUAUGUGCUCGUUUUUUUUUCCCAAUUGUAACUAAUGUCCAGAUUGGCUUCAUUAUAUAUAAUAGGUCUUAACUACUCUUAUUUUGUCUCAGGUUUGUUUUGAAAGAAAAUUCCUGAGUUAUGGAAUACUUUUAAUUUGCAACUCCUUAAAGAUAUAUGAUGUUGAAUAUCUUUUUUUUGUGCUUUUCAUCUUUAUAUUUACUUUGGUUAUAUAACUGUUCAAAUAGACCAUUGUAAAAUAGCUUGCUAAUUUUCUUUUCAUGUUCUUCAUAUAUUUUGUAUAACAGUCUUCUGUCAGAUGACUGUGACAAACUUUCUCAGUUUGUAUCUAUGUUCAGCAUAUCUUUGAAAAUUUGCAAUUGUGAGAAAAUAUACCCUAUUUUGCUUUAUAAAGCUACAUAAAAGUAAUCUCAAAUUUUGAAA